Messenger RNA from Penicillium cataractarum, 678 nucleotides. RefSeq lists its product as uncharacterized. The record is from RefSeq and is a predicted model, not a curated record. The transcript has a single exon. NCBI's taxonomy places the organism in Eukaryota, Fungi, Ascomycota, Eurotiomycetes, Eurotiales, Aspergillaceae. The coding region runs from base 1 to 678 and encodes 225 amino acids.
AUGCCGAUUACUACUCCAACGCCAUCCACAGCUAUCGCAAGCGCUAUCGCUGAACGUCUCCCUGGUUUUACCUAUACCCAAGGAGCCGAUUUUAUAAUUCGUGAUGCCCCACGGCUUGGUCAACCAGGCAUCUAUGAAGCGCGCAACGGCGAACUAGCACUGUCCACCGAAGGUACAACCCACGAGCAGCGCUCCUUUCUUGCAGACAUUUUUCAAGGCCAAUUUAGGCGAUAUACCGGACAACAUGCUCUUUAUUUCACAACACAAUGUCCAACACUGCAUAUCCCAAGCUACCUCGCGACGUCCAGCGCAGUUGAGCAUAAAGCUACAUCGAAGCCAUCCCUCGCCGAUAUUCCACGCCUUACCAGGCUGGCAGGGAUAGUCCCAAUACUCUCCCAGGGGAAGCCCUUUGCUACAGUGGAGUCAUCAAUUCUCCAAGCUAUGGCCGGGUGGUGUAAACUUGGUUUCAACUGGGUCGCCUGGAUCGAAUCUGACGAAGCUACAAGACUUCGCGACCCUGAUGGCCUAGAUCAAGCCACUCCUGCACAGCUUGAAAAGCUCCUCACUGCCAUGAUACGAUCAGACCGCUUCGCCGAUGGCACCAUUGAAGAUGCUUACAGUUCCGGUUUAAUCCGGCGUAUUGCCCAACGAGCAGCGGCCAUCGUUCAGCAAUCAUAG